UUGAAUCACGACUUGAAGUUCGAGAGUACUGCGUACAAAGUGAAGUCAGAGUCUGCGUGCGCUCAUACAUAACCAACUAGAUCAUCUCUUGCGGGUCAGCGUAUCGGGUAACCCCCGAUUGAUCAUUCAUAUCAUCUCCAAUCAAACUGCUACUAGCACUUUGUCCAGCACUUCGAGGGUCACAAUAGAGAUGAAGCAGACACCGCCUUUAAGUCUUGGUGUGGAUGACAAGAUUGGAGAAGGGGACUCUAGCCUCGUGCUUAACGUGCUCCCCCCUGAAUUAUGCGACACAGCGUUCAAGCAGAUGAUAGACGAGGUUGAUUGGAAUGUGAUGUAUCAUCGUGGUGGUGAGGUACCAAGGCGCGUGGCGGUCGAGGGGGAGAUCGCACAUGAUGGAAGCUUCCCAAUUUACCGACAUCCUGCAGAUGAGUCACCUGCGCUUCGGCAGUUUUCCCCAACGGUAGCUACCAUCCGCGAGCAUGUGGAGAACAUUCUUGAUCACCCCGUGAACCAUGUCUUAAUUCAACACUACCGUAGUGGUGCGGACUACAUCUCAGAGCACUCUGACAAGACAAUCGAUGUCGUGCGUGGAUCGAAGAUAGUUAACGUCAGCCUAGGCGCUCAACGAGUGAUGACACUUCGCUUGAAACGAGAUGGGGUGCAACAGGCGGGUAACAGCACUACCCCACGACCAUCACAAAAAAUUCCGUUACCUCAUAAUUCAAUGUUCGUUCUUGGUCUCGACACGAAUGCGAAAUGGUUGCACGCAAUUAACCAUGACAGACGUCCGAUCCAUUUGAAGUCCGCAGAGGAACAAUUCAUGAACGGAGAGCGCAUCAGUCUCACGUUCCGUCAUAUCGGCACAUUUCUUACCAGGAAUAAAUCGCGUAUAUAUGGCCAAGGGGCCAGGGGGAAGUUCUGUGACUCGGGUCACGCAAUAAUUAGCGGCGGAGAGGAAGCUGCGAAACUCUUGGAAGCGUUUGGUAAGGAGAAUCAGCAGAGCGACUUCGACUGGGAAGAAGUGUACGGAGAGGGUUCCGAUGUCUUACAUUUCACUUCGAGGGAAAGCCAGCUUCGGUGUUAAAGUUACUGUAGUAAUUGUACUGAUUAGAUUAAACACCCGCAGUGAAGUAUAAACUACGUUAUCAUUGUUUCUGUUGUUCUUCAUGUUUCCCGCCUAGCAACAGCUAGUGCGCAA
Molecule: messenger RNA, 1198 nt
Organism: Suillus subalutaceus
Lineage: Eukaryota; Fungi; Basidiomycota; Agaricomycetes; Boletales; Suillaceae
Exons: 4
Coding region: 191-1084 (297 amino acids)
Biological process (GO): DNA repair; DNA alkylation repair
Cellular component (GO): nucleus
Molecular function (GO): dioxygenase activity
Source: RefSeq, a predicted model, not a curated record